Messenger RNA from Dovyalis caffra, 1176 nucleotides. Lineage: Eukaryota; Viridiplantae; Streptophyta; Magnoliopsida; Malpighiales; Salicaceae. The record is from the annotation of a GenBank genome assembly.
AUGGUCACCACCACUCUCUCCCUCCUCUCGCCAGCAUUCUUCACCAGCAAACCCUCAAUCCUAACCACGACCCCCCUCUAUCCCUCCUCCCUGAAAUUCGCACCAAUUUCAUACAAUUUCCCCUUCAAGCCCCCACCUAAAAGUUUCAUUCUCAAAGCCGACGACGGAGACGCAGACGGAGGCGGGCCAGAUGACUAUGACAUGGACGACGAAGAAGUGGAGGAGCUGGACAAUAAGAAAGACUAUGACAUGGAGUACGAGCCUUUAACUGCUUCAGCUAUUGCUAUUGGCAACGAAGAUGAGGAGAUUUCUAUGGUGAAUAGUAAGAGUUUUGUGCACACACAAGGCUGGGAUUCUGAAAAAAUUGUUGAUUAUAGGAUUAAUGAGGAGGAGUUUCAUAAAAUUUGCUUGUUGGAUUGUGAUUUCUUUAUUAGAAAGCCGCCCGACCCUGAUGACGAUGUCUAUGAUUUUAGAGAGAUGUAUGUUACUCCACCCGAUACUGAUGUUUAUGCUAUACCAAAGGUUCUUGCUCCAAUGCCUCAAAAGUACAUACGCUGUGCACAGAGCGAUUACGGAUGCUAUAAUGUAACCGAACCACCCAUAGAUGCGCCUCGAGAUCCAUUGUAUAAAUCUGAGAGGGAGAUCUGGAAGGUGUUCUUGUUUAAGCAUUACAGGAACCGAAGGUUGGGGGAUCCUGAUUUUGUGCUAGACUUAGAGGAGAUUUACGUUAUUGAUUCCAAAACAAAGUCAAUAACCAGAGCAAAAGUACUGGUUACAGUUCCUGGAGGACGAAAUAGGGAUAGAAAGGCUGAUUUGCUUGUAGUGCGAGAUAAAGGGACCUCUUUCAAAAUAAUUCAUUCGAGUGAAAGGGAUGAUCCCACCACUAUAAUAGAGAAGGAAGAGUGGGGCAAGUCUAGACAAGACAUGGAGAGACAUCUCAGAAAGCUAAGGGACUUUGACCACAUAUAUAAAGCAGCAAGAGAGAUGCUUCUCGGCCAUGAGAGUGGCACUUUCGCUGGUUUCCACCUUAAUUUGGAAGUAUUGGUGAACUGCCUUGACUUGUGUUUGUUCUGUGUUUGUUGUGUUCACCCAGUAACCGGUAUUAGAGAUGGAAUUGGUCAAAUGCUUAACUAUGGAGAACAGCCAUUAGUUUUGGGUGCGGUGGAUGAUGCCUAA